UGAGAUAGCUAAUGAUAAGCGAACAAGUGCUAUUAGUGAAAAGGAAACCAAAGGAGUUGUGCGGCAUAAAAAAGCCGACAGAAAUAAAACCAAGUAGCAUUUAUUAAAAUAAUUUGAAUUAAAAUAUAAAUUUGUGCGGAACAAAAUUUCCCCAUAACAACGCUGCCAUUUGUCAAAAGCAGCAAUAAAUAAAAAGUUUUGUAUUUAUUAUACACUGCCCAGUAUGUCUCAUACAAUUUUGUUGGUUCAACCUGGCGGUCGACCAGAGACGCGCACGUACAGUGACUACGAAUCGGUUAAUGAGUGCAUGGAAGGUGUUUGUAAAAUCUAUGAAGAACACCUCAAGCGUCGUAAUCCAAACACCCCCACCAUUACUUAUGAUAUUAGUCAGUUGUUUGACUUCGUGGAUCAGUUGGCAGAUAUAAGCUGCCUUGUGUAUCAAAAGUCAACAAAUACUUAUGCGCCAUACAAUAAGGAAUGGAUAAAGGAGAAGAUAUACGUAUUGCUGCGCCAGGCUGCUGGUAGCACAGACUGAAUUUCAUAAAUUUUUCUUUCAAAAUUUAAUUUAAUUGGAGGUUCUUUUCUUACUAUGUCAUCAUUAAAUAAAUAAAGAUUUUACUAAGAGUCUCCAAUAUCGAAAUAAAUAUUUGCAUUAAAGUAUACUCUGUUUUAUAAAAAUCUUCAUCUUACUAACUCAUUACAAUAUUCUUAUUGUUCAAUAGAUCAAUCAAUAUUAAU
This is a messenger RNA of Teleopsis dalmanni, 738 nucleotides long. RefSeq names its product enhancer of rudimentary homolog (gene e(r)). The transcript is spliced from 4 exons. The coding region runs from base 224 to 535 and encodes 103 amino acids. Lineage: Eukaryota; Metazoa; Arthropoda; Insecta; Diptera; Diopsidae. The record is from RefSeq and is a predicted model, not a curated record.